Messenger RNA from Amphibalanus amphitrite, 1512 nucleotides. Its product is annotated as moesin-like. Gene Ontology annotation, molecular function: cell adhesion molecule binding; actin binding. The transcript has a single exon. Gene Ontology annotation, biological process: regulation of organelle assembly; regulation of cell shape; positive regulation of protein localization to early endosome. Gene Ontology annotation, cellular component: filopodium; cytoskeleton. The coding region runs from base 1 to 1512 and encodes 503 amino acids. Lineage: Eukaryota; Metazoa; Arthropoda; Thecostraca; Balanomorpha; Balanidae. The record is from RefSeq and is a predicted model, not a curated record.
AUGGCGCAGCUGGAAGUGCUGGUGGAGACCUACUCCAUUCCGCUCAGCUUCGUGCUAAAGCGGAAGGCCACUGGCCAGCAGCUAUUCAACAAAGUGGUCGGCCUAUUGGGGCUGAGCAUGAGGCAUCUGUUUGGGCUGCAGUUCCUCGACCGCAAAGGCACGCGCACGUGGCUACGCGCCAGCGAGAUCCUAGGCGGCCGCCGUUUUCGCAAGGAGUCGCCGCUGCACUUUCGGUUCAUGGUGCGCUUCUGGCCGAGCGACGUGCCGGCUCACGUGACCGACGAGCAGGCGCUGGCGCUGCUCUUCCGACAGCUGCAGGCGGCCAUCGGGAGCGGCGAGCUGGCCUGUCCAUUCAGCACGGCCGCCCAGCUGGCCGCCUAUGCCGCCCAGGUGCAGUUCGGCGACUACAGCGACCACUGCCGCCACACGCACUACCAGGACAGCGUCCAACCGCCCACCGUCGUCGGGCCGCAGGAACACCGGUGCUCGCUGACCGGCGAGGCGCACGCCGCCUGGCAGAUGAAGGUGGCGUGCCUGCACAGAAGGCUGACCGGGACCUCACAACGCGAGGCGCUGACCAAGUACUUUCAGCUGGCGCAGGGGCUGGACGGGUACGGCGUGACGUACUUCGAUGUGACCACGGAGCGCGGCGACAACGUCUGGCUCGGGGUCACUGCCCACGGAGUCGGCGUCUACGAGGUCAAACUGACGCCGAAAAUAUGGCUGUCCUGGCCAAACAUGCAGACCAUCAACUUCGAUGGCCACAAGUUCAUUAUCAAGCGAUCGUGCCAUCACAAUCGGAAGUUCGUCUUCUACAUGGCUCGAGAACAGGUCUGCGUGGACCUCAUGACGUUAAUUUCUGGCUACAACCGGUUGGGGAUUUCUGGGCGGCAAUCCAGGCCCUCAUCCUCCACACCUUCUGUGGAAGAGACGGCUCCACCAUCGCCUGGCCAGCAGGUUUCAGAGCGUGCUAACGGCAGCCAGGGAGCCGCCGCCAGCGCGGCAAGUGAGGACAUCAGCUCGAACAACAGCAGUACGCCUGCCUCGUCCGGAUACGGCGAGGGACAACUUUCAAGAAGCGAAACGAUGGAAUCGGAUGAAAUCAUGGCCGCCGCGGCGAGAGAGGAGGCGAUUGAAGCUGAUGUCCAGAUGCUGCAACAUGAAGAAGUGGGUGGCGCCGAGGGCGGGGCUGAGGCAGCCGGUGGUGUGGAAGUUGACUGCGACUGCGACUUCAGCCAGGGACUUAUCAGCGUGUUGAAUGAGCGGUUCGCCGUCCCGGGAAGCAGCUUUGGCAGCAACUCUGCCCGGUCUGUGAGUGACACUGAAGAGGGAUCGACUCUCACAGGCGCAGAACCGGCAGGGAGCGAUCCUAUCUACAUAAACCUACCACAACCCGGAAGUGGCGACUUUAUGGCUCUGAAGCGAGGCAGGAACCGAUUUGAGUCGAGCCUGUCCCUCUCUGAGACUGAGAGCUGGGGCGCCUUCAUCCAGAGUCUGAUGGCCCCCGACUGA